This is a messenger RNA of Strongylocentrotus purpuratus (purple sea urchin), 1002 nucleotides long. RefSeq names its product cell wall integrity and stress response component 4-like. The record is from RefSeq and is a predicted model, not a curated record. The transcript is spliced from 5 exons. NCBI's taxonomy places the organism in Eukaryota, Metazoa, Echinodermata, Echinoidea, Camarodonta, Strongylocentrotidae. The coding region runs from base 1 to 1002 and encodes 333 amino acids.
AUGCGGCUAUAUUGGUGUACCGGCAAACGGCAACUCGCGUUUAUUUGCCAAGCCAACAAGGAUGCUAUGGGUACCAACCAAUCAGAUUACAGAAAAUCGUCACAUGGUUCACAUGCUGCUUCGAUGAUUUCAUCGACAACACAGGGUAGAACUGAUGAGUCUACCACUGCUCCAUGGCGUACGUCACCACCAGCCUCCACCACCUCCACCACCCUGCCCUCGCGGAUGCAUCCCACCGAUCCUCCAACUGCAGUUGAUUUUAAGCCCAACUCUUCAACCACUAUUCCGACCAAGGCAUCCACAACCAACAUAACGACAGCAAUCGAAGCUGGUACCAGUGGCACAACAGUCACCACCACGCCAACACAGAGACAGAGUAAUACUACUGUAGAAACUAGCCAACCUACAACCGUAUCGGCUACCACAACCAAUGUAGCUACCACAACAAACAUGAUCGCCACAACUGCAACGAGCACUACAACUGCCAGGAGCACUACACCUACCAAGAGCCCCACAACUACCAGGAUAGCCAUAACUGAAAUCCCCACCCCUGAAUGUAUCUUCUCCACGAACACCUUCGAUAACAUCCAAUUCAAGUUCCCAAAGAUCCUCACCUUCCCCCUUCAUAUUGAUGUCUCCUUCAAGAUGGAGAAGAACGCCAGGAUUGUUCUGACUCGAGAUGAGGCCAAAGAACAAGACCAGGAAUAUUACGAGAUCACACUGGGUACUCUGUAUAAACAAAGCCGCGCGACCGUAGAACAUUGUAGACCGGGUCCAGGUUGUAGUAAGCUUGAAACCGCAGUCAACGGAUUUUUGCUAUCUGCGAACGAUUUCAUUCGGGUGUGGGUGGAGUACGAAACCAGCGGUCGAAUCCAAGUCGGAUACCACGGACAACCGGCUAUGAUAGACUUUACCGAUAGAGAUCCGAUCCCUGAUAUAGCUUACAUCGGAUUCGUUAACAAGCAAGUGCUUGCUGAGUGGAUAUUUCAUGACUACUGCUAA